Messenger RNA from Parnassius mnemosyne (clouded apollo), 1170 nucleotides. The record is from the annotation of a GenBank genome assembly. NCBI's taxonomy places the organism in Eukaryota, Metazoa, Arthropoda, Insecta, Lepidoptera, Papilionidae.
AUGUGGAUCGACGCAACUUGUCGAGGGGACGGAUGGUUUCCUACCAAAAAUAGUGUGCUAUGCUCAAGACACUUCACAGAAGACAAUCUUCAUAUUAUGAAAAAACGUAGAAGGCUGUUGGAUUCCGCUAUACCAUCUCUAUACUUGCCAGUUUUGGCACCCAUCCCUACCAUAGGUUCAAGUGCAGAUAUUGCAGCUAAAAAUUCGGAAAUUCCUGUGGCCGGCACAUCCUUGAAAAAAACGAUUACUCAUAUCGAAUUCUUACACAACCUGGACGACAAGACCUACGAAGACCUGAUGAACGAGCUACCAAUAUUAAGACAAGUUUUCAUAGGAAAUAAAAUGAAGAAAAGCUUGCGACUGAACGCCACUGCAUUACCAUAUUUCCACCAAGAGAGCAAUCAGAAGCAAUCAGUUCCAACUAAGGCGCUUGCCUCCACCACCAGUUCAAAUUACGAUAACUCAUCAUUGAGAGGCAAAAUGACAUACAGGACACUUUGGCCCGCAAAGAAACGAAUUAAAAGACCGACUAGGUUUAUCGGGGAGAAAAUAUCUAGCGUGGAGUGGUUUAGUGGAGUUACACAAUACUGGUGGAUAACUUAUGCUCCUGUUAUAGGAUGCUACUGGUGUGGGCAUAAUGAAACUUUGUUGCCCUCAAGUACCCUGUGUCACGACAUGUUCGACUCCGACAACGGCCAAGCGCGAACUAUGGCGAGGUUCUUCCGUGCAAAAUGUCACCUUUACCCUUAUUACAGCCCUUACUUUCGACAAAUGCAGGGUCAUAGAUAUUACCCGUAUUAUAUGUUACACGAAUAUGACAACGGAUUGAAAACUUACAUGUUUGGUGACUAUAUAAAAGGAUGCUUUAAACGGUUCGUCGACGUAGGGCCGCUGUACACAUCACGCGGUUGUCGGCGCCACUAUGGGACAUUCAAUUCGUAUGCAAGAAACUUUGCUUCCCACAGAUUAAAGAAGUUGGAACUUAUAGCAAAAGGUCACUCGGAUAUUUGCGUACAUAGUCCUCUUGCAGCUCUCACACCGUUCAGUCGCUCGAUCUCCCUUUUCGUGCGCUACCACGUCUGCGUAUGCUCCACAAACUAUUGCAACACUGGAUGCGAAAAUUGUGUGACUUCUUUGUUAUUGCUAUUUCCUCUAUUAAUAAUAAAAUGA